Eutrema salsugineum is the source of this 1781-nucleotide messenger RNA. RefSeq names its product probable xyloglucan galactosyltransferase GT12. NCBI's taxonomy places the organism in Eukaryota, Viridiplantae, Streptophyta, Magnoliopsida, Brassicales, Brassicaceae. Gene Ontology annotation, molecular function: glycosyltransferase activity. The transcript has a single exon. The record is from RefSeq and is a predicted model, not a curated record. The coding region runs from base 95 to 1609 and encodes 504 amino acids.
AAAUGGAAAUUUGUCUCAGAUCACAUCAUUUUUUAUUUUAUUUUUGUUUUGUAAAUCAAUACUAAUUUUUAGCCACGAGUGAAAGAAGAUAAAGAUGAUGAAACCAGUUCCAAGGCUUUGGAUUGUAAUCUCAACUACGUUUGCGUUCUGUCUGUUCGUUUUGUUUCAAGUUCAUAACUCAGAUUUGAUCAGGAAAAAUCCCCAAAUCACUCAUCAGGUAAACAACUUCUUCAUCUCCAUCGCUUCUUCUUCACAUCAUCAAACCCUAAACCUCACCAAAAUCGCAAAUGAAAGCGAUGGAAACAGAGCAAAACAGCCCGAGGAAGAAAGAACAGAUACUUGCGCCGGAAGGUACAUAUAUAUGCACAAUCUUCCAAGCAGAUUCAACGACGACAUCAUCAAAAACUGUCGAACACUUAUCAAAUGGUUCGAUAUGUGUCCAUUCAUGGUCAAUUCCGGCCUCGGUCCACAGGUUACAGAGUCCAACAACAAGACAGCUCGAAUCUUACCCGUGAAAACCGGUUCUUGGUACUCAACAAACCAGUUCUUGCUAGCGGUUAUCUUCCGAGAGAGGAUGAAACAUUACAAGUGUUUGACCAACGACUCGUCUCUAGCCUCAGCGAUAUACGUCCCGUUCUACGCCGGAUUCGACGUGAGCCGUCACCUAUGGGGAUACAACACAACGGUGAGAGACGAGUUGGGGACAAAGCUAGGGCUUUGGCUCAGAGAAAGACCAGAGUGGAGGAAAAUGUACGGUCGUGAUCACUUCUUUGUAACCGGAAGGAUCGCUUGGGAUUUCAGGAGAGGUUUAGAUGAUGAUUCCGAGUGGGGAAGCAAACUGAUGCUAUUGCCUGAGUUUGCUAAUAUGACGAUGUUAUCUAUCGAAACUACUGCUUGGGCCAACGAGUUUGCGAUUCCUUAUCCGACUUAUUUUCAUCCGAAGAGGUUUAACGAGGUUUUGAGAUGGCAGAGGAAGAUGAGAAAUGUGAAGAGGAGACAUUUGUUUUCGUUUGUUGGAGCUCCAAGGCCGAAGAUGAAUGGAUCUAUAAGAGGAGAAAUUAUAAAGCAGUGCCUUGCGUCUCACGGAAAGUGCAAGUAUCUUAACUGUUUUGUUUCAGGUAAAGAAUGCGAUAAUCCGGUUAAGAUAAUAGAGGUGUUUCAACAUUCGGUUUUCUGUUUACAACCUCCGGGAGAUUCGUAUACUCGGAGAUCGAUAUUUGAUUCGAUUUUGGCUGGUUGCAUACCGGUUUUCUUCCAUCCGGGUUCCGGUUAUAACCAGUAUAUGUGGUAUUUUCCUAAGGAUUAUACCAAAUACUCGGUUUAUGUACCGGAGAAAGGGAUGAGAAAUGGAACGGUUAGUCUCAUGGAGUUGUUGGGUAGGAUUGAUAAGAGGAGGAUUUCGAAGAUGAGGAACGAGGUUACUAAGAUUAUACCGAAGAUUAUAUACACUAAACCGGGAUUGGUUGGACCGGAGAAGAUUGAAGAUGCGUUUGAGAUCGCAGUGGAUAGAGUUCUUGAGAGGGUAGCAAUGGUUAAGAGGAUGAUGGAAGAAGGGAAAAAUCUUCAGAGUGAGUAUUCACAAAAUAGGGAUUUGAAAAAACUUGAGUGAAAAUCAUAUGGGAGAAAUUUUUUUUUUUUUUGUGGUAACAUUUGUUGCAUAAUUUAAAAAGCUUGAUCAGUGAUAAAUCAUUUGUUUUUUUUUUUUCUGUGUGUGUAUGUGUGUGGUUAUUAUUGUUGCGUGUAUUAAAAAGCUUGAGUAAAAAUCAUAUAAAGAUAUGGAA